Messenger RNA from Osmia bicornis bicornis, 1713 nucleotides. RefSeq lists its product as uncharacterized. The transcript has 9 exons. Gene Ontology annotation, molecular function: odorant binding; olfactory receptor activity. The record is from RefSeq and is a predicted model, not a curated record. NCBI's taxonomy places the organism in Eukaryota, Metazoa, Arthropoda, Insecta, Hymenoptera, Megachilidae. Gene Ontology annotation, cellular component: plasma membrane. The coding region runs from base 163 to 1335 and encodes 390 amino acids. Gene Ontology annotation, biological process: sensory perception of smell; detection of chemical stimulus involved in sensory perception of smell.
UCGAGCCUGUCAUUCUUUUGAAAAGAAGAUUUCAUUCCUUUGAAAAUUUUGUUCUAUCCACGAUAUUUCAAGAAAAAUAAAGUAAAAUUUAUUCAGAGGGUAGGUGACAUGGGAGGGUGCAUCGGUGACUAGGGAUCAGUUGCAGUUCAACCGUUGCACACGAUGGAUCAACUACAAGUUUAUUACAAACAGACUAUAUUCGUGUUAUCAGCAGUAGGUCUGUGGCCAUAUCAGAAUAAAUACUUCCGAUUGGUUUACAAUAUCUUCAUCAUCUUCAUGUAUCUUUCGUUCUUUUAUACGCAGAUAACCGCUAUUACGAACACAAAACAUACCCUGCAUUAUUUACUGAGGUGUAUAUUUUACCUGUCAGUGGGUAUGGGUUCGCUACUGAAAUACUGUACAUAUUACCUUCAAGCAGACACAAUUAAACAGCUGAUGGAUGAAGUGAAACACGAUUGGAGAAUAGAAAAUGAUGAAAUGCUUGAAAUUCUCAGAAACUUCGCAAAUUCGGGAAAACAUUACGCCUUCUAUUUCGCGUUGAUUUGUUUUACACCAGCCUUCAUACUCAUAGGAUGCGAGAUGUGCAAUUAUAUUUUGGAUGCAGUCGCACCGUUAAAUUAUACUCGUCCGUACGUUGUACCGGCAGUAUACUUCGUUGACGAAAGGAAGUAUCGUUUUUUGAUUCUGAUAUAUCGGUCUUUUGCAUUCUUGGGAUGUGCAGCUGUGUUUGUUGGGACAGAGUCAUUGAUUAUUAUGUGGCUGCAUCAUUUCAAUGCUUUAUAUGUACUCGUCAGCAAUUACAUUUACCAAGGUGUCAUGGAACAUAUCGGUCACACUUCAAACGAACAUUUAGGUAACAGUAAGAGACUCUUAAUAAGAGCUGUAGUUAUCCACAGAAGAGUAAUGAAGUAUAUGGACAUUUGGGAAAAUAUUACGUCAUUAUCGUACGUCUUUCUUCUUCUAUUUGCUACCAUUAGCCAAAGCAUUAACAUAUUUAUUCUGUCUCAAACUAUUUUUAAAUUAGAGGCAUAUAAAGAUACAGUGUCGUGUUUGGCAUUUGCAUUUUGCGAACUGAUAUAUAUUUUUUACAUCAUGUACAUAGUGCAACAACAUUUAAAUAUUUCUGAAAACGUUACUUUGCAGUUAUACAAUACUAAUUGGUACGCGGCUUCUUUGUCUACGCAAAAAUUCUUGUUGUUCGUUAUGAUGAAAACAUCCGAAGAGCGUCACUUCAAAUUAUUCAUCUUCGUUAAACCAAACCUGGAAGGUUUCGUGCAGAUAUUAAAAGCGUGUAUCUCCUAUUUCAUGGUAAUGGCUUCUGUAGAAGGACGAUAGAAAUAGUAUUGAUGUAACAUUAUAGAAACAUGUAAUAGAAAAUUAAUUACUUAAGUAAUUAACAGUAUUUAACAUAGAAUGCACAGAAACAAACGAGACUUCACAGUGUAGUGCCUUCGUAAUUGAAGAUUAUUAAAUUAAUCACCAACUGGAUGGAACGAAUAUUGAAUUAAUUCAGCGAUUGUAAAAAUGUAAUCUUUGACUUGUAUUUACUUUGAUGUUAAACCGAGCUUUAAUAUUACAGGAAAGAUAUAAUGAAGUUAUACCUAACUAGAGAAAAUUUUGAAUAACCAAAGAUUGUAUUGAAAGCGGAAAAUAUAAGCUGUAAACUAGAAGCAGCUGUUAGUAACACUCGAAGUUAAUAAAAUUUGCAUUACA